This is a messenger RNA of Ostertagia ostertagi, 891 nucleotides long. The record is from the annotation of a GenBank genome assembly. NCBI's taxonomy places the organism in Eukaryota, Metazoa, Nematoda, Chromadorea, Rhabditida, Trichostrongylidae.
AUGUUCGAAGUAUUCACGCAUGGCUUUUCGUUCCUUAACCUGUUGUCAUUAGCCGCAUUUUUCACAACCGUUGCACUGUUCUUCUGUGGAAUUCCAAUUUGCCGACAAAUAUGGAAACGACGAGACACGAAAGAGAUUUCCGGAGCGCCAUUUUUGAUGGGAGUUCUUGGCUGGGGCUGCUGGAUGACCUACGGCUACCUGAAGAACGACCAAACUGUGCUAGUUGUCACAGCGUGUCAAGUUAUACUCUACUCGACGUACUGCGUAUUCUACUGGUUUAUGAGUAAAGACAAAUUGUGGAUUACGAUCAAAGUCGGAGUGGUCGUGACGAUGUGCACGACGCUGAUUUUGUCGGUGCAUUUCUUCGGCAUGAAAGUCUUCCAUCCACUCGGAAUCGUCUGUAUGACACUGAACAUCGCCGAUUUUGCUGCUCCAUUGGCUGGACUGCGAGUAGUGAUCCGCCGUGGUGCGACGUCCACCCUACCGCUACCUCUUUGUAUCGCCAACUUUUUGGUCUCAUCCGAGUGGUUCUUGUACGGAGUUCUUGUUCGAGACGUCUACCUCAUUACCCCAAACGGUAUCGGAUCUCUUUUGGCAUUUGGCCAGCUUUUCUUGUUCGUGAUACUGCCACGUAAACCCGGCCAACGAUCCCUGUUGUCUCGUCUCUUUGGCUGCUAUGGACCUAGUGAAAAGGAAACCGACUUGGAAGCACCCACGAAAGAAAUCAUCCCUCAAGUCGAAGAAACCAACGAGUUUGAGAACUCCAACGCAUCGCAUCUCACUAGAGCUCGCCGUUGGUCGCAAAAGGUUAUGGCCAACGUGAACACCGUAGCCGAAGAGAUUGAGCACGUCAUCGGCAAAGCCUCCAUUCACCACUCGGACCAUCAGUAA